Messenger RNA from Pectinophora gossypiella (pink bollworm), 1960 nucleotides. RefSeq names its product inactive peptidyl-prolyl cis-trans isomerase shutdown-like. NCBI's taxonomy places the organism in Eukaryota, Metazoa, Arthropoda, Insecta, Lepidoptera, Gelechiidae. The transcript is spliced from 6 exons. Bases 89 to 1468 code for a protein of 459 amino acids. Gene Ontology annotation, molecular function: nucleic acid binding; peptidyl-prolyl cis-trans isomerase activity; protein binding. The record is from RefSeq and is a predicted model, not a curated record.
UCUGUUCGCGGCUUAUUUUUUUUUUAAUGAAUUUGGGUACACUAAUAUUUAUUUUAUUCAUGUUAUUAUAAUUAAAUAAUCUUAAAUAAUGGACGACGCAUUUAAAGAUCCCGUACAAUUUUCUAAAGGAAUAAACCUGAGGGAGCUAAUGAACUCAGGCACCGAGUUCCACAUAGAUAUGGAUUUCAAAAAGCCGGGAGCAUCGGAGAUAAGUACUGAUGAUGAUCUGUUUGCUGUGGAUGAUGACGAUGAUGAUAGUGAUUCAGAAGAUGUGCUCAAGAUCUUAGAGGACAAGACAGACAACCUGAUGCUGUCCUCACCAGAAUAUCAUUCCUUCGAAGAACUAGCCAAGAAGAUGGUGGACUGCGAACCUUCAGGGAAUGUUAAAGUCCUUAUUUUGGAAGAAGGUGGCGGUCCGCUGGUGCCGCUGGACGCCGAAGUAACGAUCCACUAUGCAGCUUAUUGGGAAAGAGCUAGCAUACCGUUUGACUCCACACUUACUAUGAAUUGCGGGUCGCCCAAGCACAUCCGGCUCGGCCAGAGCGCGGUAAUCCCUGGCCUGGAGAUUGGCUUGACGACGGUGAAGGGGCCGAGCGCCCGGUUUCUCCUGCUGAUACAGCCCAAGGCGGCCUGGGGGCCCCUGGGAGUGCCCCCGCGCAUCAGACCCGAACCUGCGCUAUUUGUUGUAGCUCUAUAUGCUGUGAGAGACGCUUAUGCUGGAGCCAGAUUUAACGAUUUGCCGUCAGAAGAGCAAAGAAAAUUUGAAGUAACAACACGAACUGUGAAUUCCCUUCACGGUCACUCAAAAGAAUUAUUUAAAAAGAAAAGAUAUAACAAAGCCAUAAGGAACUACCAACAAUCUGUAUCAGUUCUAAACUUAUCCAGACCACAGAACAAAGAUGAAGAAAAAGAGGUGAAGAGAUUAAAAAUAAACGCAUUUCUUAACUUAGCCGUUUGUUUCACCAAAAUAGAGAAGCCCAAACACGUCAUAAGAAUGCUAGAGUGUCUAGACUAUAUUACUGACACCGAAAAACACUGUAAAGCAUUAUUUUACUACGGAAAAGCGUACGAAAUGUUAGGAAAAACUGAAUUAGCCAUACAGUAUUACCAAAAAGCUUUAAAACUAGAGCCUAAAAACAUAGACAUAGGAAAAGCACUAAAUAAUUUAGACGGUUAUUUAAAAAGUUCUGAAGUAAAAGUAAAAGAACUGUGGCAGAAUGCGUUUAAAGUAGAUGCCGAGGCAAAAGAAAAAGUAAAUGUCGACGAGGAUUUCCAAAAUGGCGUCAAGGAGUUGUUGGAAGAUUUGGCGGGAAGUAACGAAUACGCCCGUUUUGAUCUACCACCGGGGUUGAAUGGUAAUGAAGUUGAUUACGUGAAGAAUCUAGCUGAAGAAUUUUCAGGGCUCACAGUGUUUGAAGAAGGAGAAGGGAAGAAGAAGAAAGUGACAAUAGUCAAGAAAUUGGUUUAAUUAAGUGGUGGGAAAUAUAAGCUCUCAGACUAGUGUUAAAUUCUCGAUAGCUGGUUAAAAUAAGACAAAGCCCGAAGUUUAGGGAAUCGCGUGUACUGUUCACCGUUAGAAAAAAAGGUAUAUGUUACAGUAUUGCCAUGGAUAAAAAAUAAUUAAACAAAACAUGGUUAAAACAACUAGAGAAGUGCGAAUCUUUUCGGUCUCUGGGAUCCUGGGGUUCAUGACAUAAAAUACGCGUUAGGGCCUUUUUUCUGUCGUGUCAACGUAUGGGUUAGGUUAGGUUAGCUACGUUUCAUUGAUCGAGAAGUCUGAUUUUAAUUAUUUCUAAAUUCACACACAAGUGUGUGUGUGUGUGUGUGUGUGUAGAUGUUAGUGUGUAAGCGAAAAUGUGGAAUGGCAUUCCUGUGUACAUACUAUAUUUUAUAGUUUUAUUAUUUUGCUUUUAUCCAAAUAUAAAGCAAAUGUGAUAAUUAAAAUAUACCUCCUACAUUA